AUGAUCGAUUCAAGCAGUGAAGAAGAGGACACGGAAGAUGAAGAUGAUGUAGAAAGCACUCAUGCGACGGUGGACGGACCAACAGCCGAAGCCGAAGAGACUAUUAAAGAAAGUAGCCCAGAGCAAGAACCUCAAGCACACGAACCAGACCCGUCCAAAGACGUAGAAGACGAGGUUGAGUCGGCCCCACCGCCCCCGCCAGAGGCUGCGGUAGAACCGGAUGCACCGCUGGCUCUCAUUACUUCGGAAGAGGCACCGUUGGAGCAAAGCGCUGCGCCAGAACCCUCUGCUCCGACCGAGACUGCGCCGGAGGAAAAUAUCGCGACCGGCGACGAUACUCAAGGAACCGCAGAAGCAUCCCCUGAGCAGGGUGAUGAGCAAGAUACAACGCCGACAGACUCGGAGAAGGUCGAAGAGCCGGCGGAAGACAAGAAGGCUAAUGACUUCGGUCUCGACCCUAUCCAGCCGGACGUCCCAGUUGCUGCUGAUGUCUCUGUCAUCGUUGUCGAUCAAGACCAAGGCGGCAUCUCAAUCAAUGAAGAAACCGAACAGAGCUCCGCCAGCGAGGAUCCAAACCCUGAUGGCGAUGCUCCAGCUCUAGUAAUAACUAGUGACGACACCAACUCCCCUCCAGUCGCUGAUAGCCUAGAUUCUGAACCGCCUCCGGACGACGCACCUAAAGAGCAGCAGGAUUCCGCGAAUGUUGAAGUGGUUCAAGAAGACGUACCCGUGCCUCCACCUUCACCGCAUGAGUCGUCACCAGCUUCAGCUGAACCUGCUGAACCUAUUGCCGCUGACGCCGAACCUGCGGCAGAAGUCAUAGUCGUCGAUCUAGGCCCAGCAGGCGACGAUGAUAUGGUAGUGAUCAUCGACGUUCCACCACCACCACCAGGCGUCAAUGACGACCAAAUCGUCAUUGUCCCGCCCCCAGCUCCAGAACCGCCCAGCUCACCCGGCGGAAGCGAGAAAUCAGUGCACUUCCCAACCGACCUUCAAGACCCGAAACCCAGCCGGCCAACCAGUCCCAAGAAAGGUGGCGCUGCCAAAAGCAAAGCUGCGAAAAAGAAGGAGAAGGAGUUGGCUGCGGCUAAGAAAGCUGCGGAGGAGAAGGCGAGGCAGGAGGCUAAGGCAAGGGAGAAGGAGGUCAAGGCUAAAGCGCCUCCGGUCUUGAUGGUUCGGCCGCACAAGAAGACCAGGAAAGAGAAGGAGAAGGAGAAGAAAGAUGCUGCAGCUGCCAAGAAGGCCGUUAAGGGAAAUACGAGCAAGGAAAGCUCUGCAGCAGUAGCCGAAGAGAAGGACGUGGAAGAUUUUGUUGCAGUUGAUGUGCCGGAAGCGGAGAAGGCGCCUGAAACCACUGCUGCCGAUGCUACCGAACAGGUGGCAGGGGAAGUCGAUGAGUCAGAGCCUGUUGAAAACCCGCCCGCCGAGGUCCCAGUAGAAGAAGAUUCCUCGAAAGGCAUUACCGAGAUCAGCAGUCCUAAGCCUGUUGAGGAGGGCGGAAACCCAGAGGCGUCCCUAGAAGACGGCCCUGCAGAGCCUCCGCUAGAGGACGGAACCUCGGAAGACCCGGCAGAAGAUAAGAGCCCCGUCGCCGACGCGCCUGAGCCUGAAGCAGUAGGACCUGCCGGUGAAGAAAAGGCAGCUGAGAGCACCGAAGACGCAGCUGUUGCUGAAACUGAAGAUGCUGCCAAAACAGCCAUUGAACCCUCAAGCGAACCUACAGUCGAAAAGCCUGCGACUGAAGUCCAAAUAUCGGACAACUCCGAGGAGCAAGGGGCGGCUGAGCCUGAGGCUGCGGAAGCUUCACCAGAAGGCGACACUCCAGAACAGGCUGAAGCUGAAACGUUGCCAGAGGUGCCUGUCGAGGAACCAGCUGUUCAAGAGGAACCGGACGCCGCUGAGGCCGCCGCCGAUCAAACCCCAGAGCCGGCGUCCCAGGCCGCAGUUGAAGAGAACCCUGAGAGCAGCUCCGAGGCAAACUCAGAUGCAGCAGAGAUGACCGAACAGGUGGCUGCUAUUAGUCAAGCCGAGAAACCAGCCUCACAAGCGCCUGAUGAGGAAGCUUCCGUGGCCAACAGCGAAAGUAGCCCUGAACCGCCUGCGGAAAGCGACGGUGCCGAUGCGGUCGCCGAACUAGCUGCCGAUAACAGCAACCCAGAGAGUCCGGAUGUGGAAGCGGUCGUGGAGACUGCAGGAGAGGGUGCUCAAUAUGAGGGCGCUUCGGCAGAACCUGCAGGCGACUUGGCUGGCGAAGAAACUGCCGCCGCCUCUGAGCAGUCAGAGGCUCCACUCGAUGCUGUCGAUGAGGGGACACCGGACGAGGGAAGUCUUGCAGAAUCUGCAACUCCUUCAAAGGACGAGGGUGAUUCAAGUACGCCAGAGGAGCAGAAUGACCAGGCCCCAGAAGCAGAAGCCGCUGUCGUUGCCGAAACUACAGAGUCACCCGACGAGCCGCCACCCACUCAGGAGGAACCUGCUCCCGCGAAGCAGGAAGAUGAACCUAUUCAAGAACCGCCAGUUGCCGAAGGCGACGAAGAUAGUGACGAAGAGACCGAGAGCGAGAGUGAGGAAUCCGGAGACGAGGAUGAACAAGACCAAUCCACCAACGCCACUUCGUUGGAAGAUAAUGCCGAAACUGUCGGCGACAAGCCGAGCGCAGCGCCCAAGCCAGUCGAGAUCGAAGCCGAAGCCGAGAACGGAGACAUGACACCAGAGGCAGAAUCAAGCAAAGAUACUGCGGAACCAGCUGCGGAUGGAUCUGCUGACGCAGUGUUGGAUCAAAAGGUCGAGGAGACUCCGGACGAGACAGAGCCAGCUGCGGAUGACCAGGAGCAAGCUGAAGGCGGCAGCGAGAUUGUUGAAGCCCUACCAGAAGUCACAUCAGACGAAAAUGCAGAAGAUGGAUCGUCGCCGCCGGACAGUCACCCGGAUGCCGAGGAGCCUCAGCAGCUAGAUGAGCCUCCGAAGGCCGAACAACAUCCAGUCACUGAAGGUCAAGAUGAGGACGACGAUGUUGUGCAGCCGUCAGAAGAAGUGGCGAAAGACGACGACGCGGAAUCUCCCGAUGCAGCCAACAACGAAGAAGCUAAAGAGGCUGAGGCUGAGGAUGCUGCCAACGAACCCCACAACGGUGAUUCAACCCCCGAGAACAAGGACGACUCGGAGCCAAACAAAGAGUCCGAAGCAAGCGAAGAGCAGCCUCCAGCAGACAGUGAAGACAGCAAAGCUAGCGAUCCACCCGAAACAGAAGCCCAGCAACCUCCCGCCGAAGCUCCCACAGAGAAUAACGAAAACACUCAGAAGACGCCUGAGGACAACCCAGCAGAGGCUGAGGUGGAGACCGGGCAACCAGAAGAGCAGCCAUCAGCCGAAGAAGCCGCUGAAAUCUUUUCUGAGGCCCCUGAGGAGCCUUCACCCGAAGACGUGAGAGUCGCUCAGGAGGUUAUCGAGGAAGCAAAACGGGCGGCCGAGGCCGAGGUAGCCGGGGCGACGGUGUCUGAGGAAGCUACGGGAGAAGCUGCAGAGGAAAACGCUCCUAGUGACGGUGACGUGGCAAAGCAGGACGAGCCGACGGAGACCAGUACGUCCGCACCAGACGACAGUAAAGCGAACGAAGAAGGCGAGGCGGCCAAGAACGCGGGCGCUGCUGAGCAGGACGACAAGGCGGAAGGCGAUCUACCUGCUGCUGAAAACAACGAACCUGAGAAGGCCGAGGAAGAGAAAUCCGAUGACCAGCCAGAAACAAGCGAGCAGGCGCCAGAUGCCGAGGAGGCACCACCACCCGAAGACGCUGCCGAGCCGAAAGAAGCAGCCCCAGCUACGGAGCUAGAAGCAGACCAAGCUCCAGACAAUGAUGACGGGGGCGCCGCAUCGGCUCCCGCUGAGGCUGCUACCGCUGACGAGGCUGCUGCGCCCCCUGCUCAGGAGACUGAGGCCCCCGCCGAGGAAACCGGUCCCCCCGCCGAGAGCGAGCAGUCUGCCAACGACGAUCAGCCAACUGAUCCGGCUCCUGCGGAAAUACUAGAGCAAGCUGAGGCGCCAGCGCCAGAGGAAAAGUCCGAGCCUACCGAGGAAACCAAGGCUGCUGACGAAGCAGAAGCGAGCGCGCCAGAUCAGGACCCGGAAGAGCCGGAAGCGGCCGAAGCACCUACUGCUCUUGAGGAUGCUGCUCCAGCGCCAGAAGGUGCAAGCGAUGCUCAGCCACAGCAUGAUCCUCCGCCUCCUGAAGACAAUCCAGCGGAUGAGGUUCCUGCCGCCGAGCCAGAGGAGCCGGCAGCAGAGCCUGCGCCUACGGAGACCGCAGCUCCAGAGGAGGCCGGUGAGCAAGCUUCUGAGCCUGCCCCGGAAGAAGCGCCUCGGGAAGAACCAGCUGCAGCUGGGGGUGCUGAACCGGAGGCUGAUGUUGCUGCUGAGGUGGUUGUGGUUGUGGUUGUUGAAGAUGCUCCUGCUGGAGAACCGGAGGCUGAGGAGCCAGCGGCGGAAGAGCCAACCCCGGAAGAGCCACCAGCUGAUCAGACAGCAACAGUAGCGGACGAGCCACCAGCCGAAGAACCAACCACAGCAGCCGAAGAGCCACCAGUAGAAGAGCCUCCGGCAGAAAAGCCUCCGGCAGAAGAGCCAGCUGCAGAAGAACCAACAGCUAUAGUAGAACAGCCAGAAGCAGAAGCGCCAGCGGCCGAGCCUCAACCAGACGCGCAGGAACCAGAAGCCGCUCCUCCCCCCGAUGCGCCCAAAACACCUUCAAACGAGACCGCCGCGGCAGAGGACACCGCCGUUCCUAUCUCUCCCGCAUCGCCGCCAUCACCGAGCCAAGAGAAACGCCACAAACGGCAGUCAUCCUCCCGCAACGAGCAUUCAGGCUGGAUCCGAACGCAGAGACCGCGGUCCAACACCGCCGAGACAAGCGCUUUCUCCAUAUUCGGGGCUGCCAAGCCGAGCCAUGCGCGCCGCGAUAGCCAUGCGAGUAAGGAUAGUAAGGAGAGGGAUAAGGUGCGAGAGAUAGCAAAAGAGAAGGAGAAAGAGCGGCCGAGCACUUCACGCAGGAUUUCGAGGGCGGCUGCAGAAGAGGAAGACCGGGAGCGCCGGCGGCGCAGAGAGGCGAGGAAGGCGGAGGAGGCGAAACUAGCUGCGGAUGCUGCAGAGCGGGAACUCCUAAGACGCGAGGACGAGGAGAGGAAGAAGAGACAUGAAGCCAGACGGGAAGCGAAACGAGCCGAAGCCGCGAAGCUACAGGCUGCUGAAGAAGAAGCAAAAAGAAAGGAGGAGGAGCGGAGGGCGCGGCAUGAGGCUCGUAGGGAAGCGCGCCGUCUCGAGGACGCGCAGAAGGAGGAAGAGGAGAAGAGACUAGCGGCCGAAGAACAAGAGGAAGAAGAAAGGCGCAAAAGAAGACACGAGCGUCGAGAGCGUGAGCGACGUCCUACCAACGGAAAAGCCAGGGAAGAGCGCACGAGAGACAUACCUCCGCCUGCGACCUCUCCUGUCGAGGAGAGACCGCGAAGCCUCAAGACAUCCGGCAGGACCUAUUCGGAUCGUGCACGUCGCGAUCCCAGCCCAAAACGGCCGGGGCUGCUGAGCUUGCUCACGAGAUCCAUUACGGAACCGCUGUCGCCGCCGAAGGAGAGGGUGACGAUUAAGCAGCGUGCUCCUACAUCCACUGAGAGGGAAGAGCAUCGGCACAAAAAGCCGAGGAGUCCGCAGGAGGAGGCUGAGCACCGCGCUCGCAAAGAAGCGCGCAGAAGGGAAAAAGAGGCCAAAGAGGCUAGCGCUGGACCGGCAGAACCGUUCCAGGUGCCGCAGCCAGAACCGGCCAUCGAAACUAUACCGGAGGAGCCAGCAGCGGCGCCAGAACAAGAGGCAGCCCCACCUCAGCCCCCGGCUCCUACUUCGACCAAGCAUCGCGCGGAGGAACGACCGAGAUCUAGACGCGUCGAAAGCGAUCGGCCUCGAUCGAGUAGAGCAGAGGCAGAAAGACCGAAGACGAGCCGCCGGGAGAGCGAACGGCAUCACAAGAGCGAGAGAAGUGAGAGGCGGCCGCUGCCGCCAUCGCCAUCCCAGUCACAGAGGAAGAGUGGGUUCUGGAGUGGACUGAAGAAUGCGCUGGCUGUUUGA
Coniosporium apollinis CBS 100218 is the source of this 6108-nucleotide messenger RNA. RefSeq lists its product as uncharacterized. The transcript is spliced from 2 exons. NCBI's taxonomy places the organism in Eukaryota, Fungi, Ascomycota, Dothideomycetes. The record is from RefSeq and is a predicted model, not a curated record. The coding region runs from base 1 to 6108 and encodes 2035 amino acids.